UCAAAACAAACAGGUGCUACAAGAGAAGUUAGUCGAACUGAAAAUUUAAUCGAGAAAUGUAACAAAUUAACAGAAUAAAGCAAACAUGUCAGAAAGUGUGACAGACAGUGGACAUGACACAACGUCCCUCACUGAAUCAAGCUUAUCCGGAGGACUUAUUCCUCCACUGACUAGUUCCAACAAAAUAGCUGAAAAAAGCAAUCCAUUCCAGACAGAUGGUGAUAUUCUGCCACAGUUGCCCUCACACAAGUUCCGCUACUCUGUAUGGCAUGACCUGCGGGAAACAUGUCUAAGAGGAGAUCAGCUACAUGCUCCUCGGGUCAGGGCAGGUCCCCCCGAGAAGGAGAAAAUGUUUUUCAAGAUAGAGCAAGAGGGCAUUCCUAUCCACCAUAACUAUGCAGGGAAAGAGCGUCUUCACCAUAGCAACCAGCAAGAGAACUGGGAGAGGGCCAGGGUUGUGAACCUAAGCUACCAGGAGUUGCAGGAUGACUACCAGCGUCGAAACAUGUUACGAAUCCUUUCUAGAUGUGUGAUGGCGCAUACAAUCAACCUUUCUCAGAAUACACUAUACUACCUCGGCAAGAUGACAUUUCCAAGUUGCCUCCAUAUCAACAUCAAUGAUAAUUACUUGAAAAGUUUCCUGGGUUUCCCAACUCUUCCAAAAGUAGAGAGCAUCACUGCGAAGAACAACGCAAUCUCAGACAUCCGUGGACUACAUCGACUCCAAGGGACCCCACUUCAAGAGCUGGACCUCAGAGGAAACCCUUUAGCCUUCAAUAUGGGAUACAGGAACAUGGUGUUUCAUGCCUUGCCAAACCUACGUGUGUUGGAUGGAAUUCCCAGGAUGCCGUCUGACGAGGUUGCCGUUGAUUACGUGGAGGAUAAGGAGGGAAAAUGUAACAUUCUCUAGAGGCAACAAGUCAUCGAAAUUGGAUUGUAUUGUCACCAGGCCUUAAUAUUAACACUAGUACUCAUUCUAGGCCAGUAUACUUAAAAUAUAUCAAGUUUCCAAAUUUAAGUUGAGUUUUCAAAUUGUCAUAGUCAAAUUAAAAGAAAAGUACAAGUGUUUUCAUCAUAAAAUGAUGCAUUUAUAAUAUAAUCAAUGAAAAUGAAGUAUUUUAGAAAUUAUUAUAAUGUUAUUAUAUCAUACGGCCAGCAAGAUACAUAAAUAAGGAAAGUGACUUGAAUUAUGAAAUGUUUAAUGAAAACCGGCCGAGCUAUGCAAAUCUAUGAUUGUGAGCAAACCAGGCUUGUAAUUCCUACCAUGGUUAACCAUGAUUGUCGUGUACUAUAAGAUAUGCAAAUAGCACGUGUUUCAUGCUUAAAUACAUUAUGGAAUAUGUUUAUUAUUAUAACCGCUGAAUGUUACUGAACUGCUGUCUCGUGUGAUGUGGUCUUUAUGCAAGAACUCUACUAAUCUCCCGACUAACAUGUAUUACUGAUCUUGUAUCAAGGCUUCAAUUUGAAAUUAUGCCUAUUUAGAAGUACUAACAACGAAGGUUAUUUAGCAUUUGGCUAUUCAAAUGAGUAUAUCAGUGGGUAUAAUACGGGAGUAUCUUAUUGUUUAGUGGUAAUUUCACCUUUUACUAAAAUAUUGACAAUUUCAUAAACUGUUUUAUUCUCAUCGCAGAAAUAGAAGAUAAUUGUUUGUUUCAGUGUAAGAUAGCAAUAUAUUUCACUGAGUGAGCACUAAAAGCUAUAUUUAAAGAGAGGCAUAGCUUCACGAGAAAAUAUUUAUUUUUAAUGUUCAUUAGGUGAAGUAUGUUUGUUGCACUGAAACAUUUUUUUUUUCUGUUCCCUCAUGGAAACCGUAUAAUAAAGAUUAAGAACUUUCAACUUCAAAUACAGAAACUGAAGGUUUUUUUUCCAACGAUGGAAUAAUAAUUAAGAAAUUGAAAAAUGACCACUUAGUAUAAGUAUUGGAAAUAUUAAUAAGUUGCUUCUGUUAUUUUGCCCUUGAACUGACACAAAGUUCAUCAUGUUUUUGUUUGGAUUGGCUUUGUCCAAUUUUAUACACAAUAAUUUUAAACAUGAUGUUUAUUUAAAAGUGUGAUAUAUUUUUAUAUGCCUGUCUUGCAAGAGGCACUAUGUUCUAAAGGGGGCUGGAUCCCACAUUGUAUAUUGUUAAAGCAUUUAUUUCAUGCAUUUUUGUUGUUAUAUCUUUCUCAUGUUUGUAUAAUGUCAAGUUUUCAUAAACCAUUUGGUAUCAGUUAGCCUUGUAAACUAAGUAAUAGUUAUUUACAUUGAUAUUUUUUUUAAUUUUAAUAUCAAUAUUUGAGUUACCAGUUAUAUCUUAUUGCUGGAUACAGAAGCACAACCAAUUUCAUUUUUAAACUAUCUAUUGCAUUGUGUGUAAGAUAAUUGGUCAUGCAUAUGAAAUUAAUGUUAAAUAUUGACAACCAGCGAAAUUAUCUUUCUUUUACGAUUAUUCUUCAAGCCUGCUUGCAUUUAUUUUCUACACCUACAAACUGCUUUUCUGUCGAGUUUUGAUAUAUGAGAGUCAUGGUUUUCUUUAUCUACAUGUAGCUUAAACCCUGUUUCUUUAACACUUUAAACUUUAAACACAAAACUUGUAUAGGUACUCUCAGACAUAUUUGAUUGUUUUCAAUGAUUUUCGUACACCUUGUAUUACUGGGCAGAUACUUAUUUGGACAUUAUUCUGUAAAUCCAAGCCUAACCUUGAGGCUAAAGUUAUCCAAUUUUCAAUACCAUAGUUUUUCUAAUGCUUUUUAGCAAAAAACAACAACUUUUUCUGUCACAUUUAUGAAUUAAUAUAAGCAAAUUGAAGAUGAUGUUUUAGCAUUGUAACAAGUGUUAAGUUCAUAUUUCACACCAAAUCAACUUUUUUGAUGACUGCUCGAAUGAAAAAUGAACAAGUACCUUUAAAUCUUAUUUAUCAUCAAGUUGGUGAGUUUGAUUCACCUUUUCCGGCUGAAAGUAAUUUGUACAAAGUAACAAUAAACACAAUUUAUAUAGACAUUUUCUCUGUAUUUAGAUUUUUUUUUAUUCCCUAUUAUUUGUGUUUUAUUACAAAACUUUUCCUGAUUUUGUUUUAUCUGGACAUUAAUAAGAUAAUGAUGAACUAUAUGUACAAGUAGGAUUUAAUAUGUUUCUCAGUUAUUUUUAUUCUGUCUUAAUCACGGGCUGUACAGUAGUCGUAAUUAGCACAAGCCCGCAAGCCCUGCAUUGGUAAAAUGUCUUCCGGGCUUGCUCAAAUUCUGAAUUUUAUAUAGCAGGGCUUGUUCAAAAAUAUGAUUCCAUGCAAUAGUACAAAAAUUCGGGCUUGUUCUUCCGAAAGUCUAAUUUCAAUGACUGGCUGUAUCCAUAAAGCUUUAGAGUAAAUAUUUUCAACUUAGUGAACAUUUUUACAUUGGUGAACAUUUAAUGAACAUUUUAAACAUUACAGUGAAAGUUUUCUAGUUUUUAACACCAGAUCCAUUUUAUCAUGAAAUUUAUUCAUAUUCAUUUAUUAUUGUUGACCUUUCUCUAGCUUUUUUUUUAUAUUUUUGGUGUAGAAACAUUGUAAGUUUUCUUUAAAUUCAACAAUACCAAGUUGAAAAAUAUUCUCCAAGAUGCAUUUUGAAUACCAGCAUUGUACGACUAACAAUUUUGUAAGAUGCCUUAAAAUAAACUGCACAAACAGA
Messenger RNA from Mya arenaria, 3644 nucleotides. RefSeq lists its product as uncharacterized. Bases 86 to 910 code for a protein of 274 amino acids. The record is from RefSeq and is a predicted model, not a curated record. NCBI's taxonomy places the organism in Eukaryota, Metazoa, Mollusca, Bivalvia, Myida, Myidae. The transcript has 8 exons.